This is a messenger RNA of Aspergillus puulaauensis, 984 nucleotides long. RefSeq lists its product as uncharacterized. The record is from RefSeq and is a predicted model, not a curated record. Lineage: Eukaryota; Fungi; Ascomycota; Eurotiomycetes; Eurotiales; Aspergillaceae. Gene Ontology annotation, cellular component: Golgi membrane. The coding region runs from base 1 to 984 and encodes 327 amino acids. Gene Ontology annotation, biological process: protein N-linked glycosylation. The transcript is spliced from 3 exons. Gene Ontology annotation, molecular function: glycosyltransferase activity.
AUGGGAAGAACUGCGAAGGCAUCUUACUUUGCGACACCAUUGAAUCCAUUUCCCAUGAACCGUACACGGAGACCUCUCAGGUUAAGGCCUGUCGUUCAAGUGGCGAUAGCUUUGUUGGCGCUAUUCUCCCUUAUCAACCUCUUUUCCAAAUACCCCGAUGUGAAGACGGACGAUGUACCCCGGCCAACGGUUGGCAAGGUGAUGAUGAUUUACGGCAACAAUCCUGUGUACCAACGCGCAGUCAAGACACAUCAGAACCACUGCGAGCGAUGGGGCUAUCCGCUGUUCCUCCUACAGACAGAGAUCCUGGAUGGGGUAUGGAAUAAGCUAGCAUACCUUUCUUCUCUCAUCGUCCAAGAACUGGAGAAACCCGAGGCAGAGCGACUGGAAUGGUUAUUCUGGGUUGACAGCGACUCGGUUCUCAUGAAUCCAAAUAUGCGAUUGGAAACAUUCCUCCCUCCCCCCCAUCUAUCCGACAUCCACAUCGUUCUCACCGAAGACUGGAACGGGAUGAACGCAGGCGUCUUCCCUAUCCGAGUCCAUCCAUGGUCCAUCAAGCUCCUCUCGGCUGCAAUCGCCCUCCCGAUCAUGAACCCCGACAUCAAGCUCUUCUGGGAGGAGCAGUCUGCCGUGGUUAAAGUUCUUGAGAAGGAGUACUUUUCCCAAUCGGCUGCCUAUGUUCCGCUGCGCUGGUUCAAUGCCUACAUGCGUUCGCCUGACGGAGAGAGCUUGAACCCGGACUCGGUGGAAGACUUGCAAGUACAUCCUGGUGACCUGCUUGUCCACUUCCCUGGGACUCCUCGAGAUCACUUCAAUGAGACUCUCAGCCCGUACCUGGCCAUUGCGGAGCAGCAUCGCAGUGACUGGGAGGUCCCGGUAGAGCAGACAGUGUAUCCUGCGGAAACCGAGGAUUUUUGGCGGAAUUAUGCUAUGGAACGGGGGAUUGUGUCUCCAGAAUCGAUUUAUAUAGAGGAACCGGUGUAG